CAAAGGUUUUAGUCGACCGGUCUAAGUUGAUCAUAUUGGUGAGUGUAGUCCUAUAUGUCAUUUCUAUUGCAAAGAGAGGAACACUUUCGAACAAACGGACAAGGACAAAACUAUCACAACAACGGGAUACCAGCACAGAGAAAGGGGACCAGCACACAACAGCACAGCGUUUUACUACAACUAUGGAUUGUGAAAAAUUCAGUCGCUUACUCCAGUCUGAAAAUUUGGGAGAAUUUGCAGAUUCUCUGUUUAAGACUGAUGAUUGUCAAAGCAAGGAGGAGGAUGCUUCCAAGAAUUCACUAAAACCAAGAGUGGAGACUUCGAGACUCAAAGGGAAAUGUAAACAAACACAGACCUUGUCAGAAAUGACUGACCAGCAGUUAGAGCAGUACAAACAUUCACCCGAGACGGAGCUGGCAGAUCUAGUAUGUAGUGCCUGCAAGACAGACAACUUCUCAGAGCUCAAGGAUUAUCUAGAGGUUGUGGUAGCUGUUGACCCUUCAGUGAUUAACGAAACAGACAGUGCAGGGAUGACGGCCCUUCAUUUCGCCGUGUCCUGUAAACAUCUGCAUGUAGUAAGCAUGCUGAUGAAAUACGGUGCUGAUAUAAGAAUCCCUGAUGGACUUGGGUUCACUCCCUUGUUUCUGACCACAGGGCGUUAUCCAUGUGAAAAAGUGACUGAGUUUCUGCUAAAGAGCUGUAAAGUUUCCGAUGUCAACCACCAGACCAAAACUGGGGCCACGCCCCUCCACGGGGCAGCUCUACAGGGAAAUCUGGGUUGUAUCAAGUUGCUGCUGGAACAUGGAGCUGACCCCAAGCUGGAGGAUGAAGAUGGCACCACAGCCCUGGAACUGGCCAAGGAUAGUGCAACAAAAGCAGUCCUACACAUGUACCUAAUCCAGUCAGAUAUCAAACGGGAUACAGUUGAUGCUGUAUGUGUGCAAUGUAAACAGAUUCCAAAGGAAGGUCUAAAGCGCUGUGGGGCUUGUCAUGUGACCAUGUACUGUGGCAAGGCGUGUCAGGUUCGUCAUUGGCGGGAGGGCGGACACAAGAGAAACUGUCCAGGAUCUGUGAUUGCCAGACCAUUCCGUGUGGGGGAGGACCCAAGCCAAAACUGUGUCCAGGUGUCAUUUUACAGGGUCAUGGGGUCAAACAAACCAAAUGUCAAGGUCUUCAAAAGGACAGCAAAGGAUGCUAUCCAGAAAAUGAAAUUCAUAGAGAAGAAGAGAUUUGUGGUCAAAGUUCAGCUGCCUUUAAAUGCAGUGGGUAACAGUGAGAUGAUGGUUUACAAUGCUGACAGAACUGUUGAAGGAUAUGUCUAUCCUAAUGAACCAGGGUAUUCAAACCUGCAGAAAAAGAUUCAGGUAGAUGGAUAUCGUGGAAUUAAGGCGUUUUUCUGGGCGGAACUGACAGAUAAAAAUGAUGGAACCUUCCGCAUCUUUGGUGGAAAAUGUGCUCCCUACCAGACUUGGUGAAACAAUGGCUAAGGGUAGUAAUACUCCUUGUUGACCAGGGAUCGACAGAAUAUUAAAACUUGUAUUACCAAUAAUUAGACGUCAGCUAAAGGUGAUGUGCUUUAUACUCACAGUCUUAUGUCAAUUUUGGAGGUCACAAUCCUUUUCACCUAAUAGUGAAAGAUUUUGAGUUAAAUGAAAAAAAAUUCAAUUGUUAUGUAAUUGAAAAGUAGCUUGAUAUAAUUUAAAAAGAAUGUGACUAGUUUGAAUGAUGCAUAUUUUUGGAAAUUAUUUUUUGAAUAAUGCAAAGUAGCAGUUUGGAGAGCAGUGCUUUAUUUUUUUACUCUGAUUUUUUCUUAUUUAUUUCUAUUACAAAUUUCUAGAUCAUAUCUUUUUUUU
Messenger RNA from Saccostrea cuccullata (small rock oyster), 1853 nucleotides. RefSeq names its product ankyrin repeat family A protein 2-like. The coding region runs from base 183 to 1475 and encodes 430 amino acids. Gene Ontology annotation, biological process: protein localization to ciliary inversin compartment. The transcript has 10 exons. The record is from RefSeq and is a predicted model, not a curated record. Gene Ontology annotation, cellular component: ciliary inversin compartment. Lineage: Eukaryota; Metazoa; Mollusca; Bivalvia; Ostreida; Ostreidae. Gene Ontology annotation, molecular function: protein binding.